Messenger RNA from Aspergillus eucalypticola CBS 122712, 964 nucleotides. RefSeq lists its product as uncharacterized. The record is from RefSeq and is a predicted model, not a curated record. Lineage: Eukaryota; Fungi; Ascomycota; Eurotiomycetes; Eurotiales; Aspergillaceae. The coding region runs from base 338 to 964 and encodes 208 amino acids. The transcript has 7 exons.
GGGUAAUGGCCACUAGCAGAAGUCUUGAAAGGUCAGCACCUACUAAUGCUACUACUAGCACUACUAGUACUGGCACUCGCGCUGAACGGCUCCUAUGCUUUCUUUUUCGAGGAAUAUUCCGCACGCGGAAGAUGUGCCCUGAUGACCUACAAACGCAACGAUGCUGACUGCACCCCGAUCUGGGGUUGCUUGCUAGCAAUGAUUAAGGGUGCAUGAUAUCGAAUACGCAAAGAAACAACCUCUAAAGCUUUGAAGAAGUGACUUAUUGUUGUUAUUUCAUCUGGUGCUAGAUACGAAGGCAGAAGAAGAAGAAUGCAGAAGCGGAGCAGAGAAGAAAAUGAUGAUGUUUGAAUGCUUCCCGAAGGGGAAGGUGCCCGCCGCAAACGAAGUUAUAAUUGCAGGAAGUUGCGGUGUAGAAACCUUGAAUAAUGGGAGUAGCUACGUUAUAAGACUCUCCAUAGUUGUGUCCAGCCAGUCGUUGGGGAUUGAAGGGUGUCCGCGUGCAAGUAGGAUAUCUACUCCAAUUUUCCCUGAUACGGUAAUCUCGCAUGUGAUGUAUCACUCUACUCCCGUUGAGUUAGUCGACUUAUUUCGAUUCAUACAUCAUUGUACAGGCUUCGGAGGGGACACAACGCCUGCCCCGCAUGUAGGAAGUAUCUACGGGGCCAGGGAAGCACAAAAUGCAGCAGGCCAGUUGAAACAGACAAUUGGACUUGUGAUACUCCGUAAACGUAAACGUCAGCUAAAAGGACUUGACCUUGAGGGGAGAGAAUGGACGAUCCUUUUUGAGCUGUUGAUACUAGUCCAGACUCACCGCUAUGGUCGAGACACUGAAAUGUGGAAGUCCGAAAAGGGGGACGAUCCCUGGAACGAGUGGGUGGGAAUACCCAUCCGUCAUCGAGUUAGUAACAUCCAAUCUCAACGUCGGAUGUAUAAAUAUUUGCUAAUGGAUGAAGAGGUUUGA